Molecule: messenger RNA, 2301 nt
Organism: Theileria equi strain WA
Lineage: Eukaryota; Apicomplexa; Aconoidasida; Piroplasmida; Theileriidae
Exons: 1
Coding region: 1-2301 (766 amino acids)
Cellular component (GO): membrane
Molecular function (GO): lipase activity
Source: RefSeq, a predicted model, not a curated record
AUGGAGGUCGUCAGUGUCACUCUUGACCUUUUGGAUGUGGAUUCCGCUGCGAUUGACGUCUUCAAACACAAGCCACACGACAUAAAGAUCCAUUCGUACACGGCUAAGGAUGGGUUCGCGAUAGACAGGGUCGUUGAGGGCGACUUUGUGGUACUGGACUCUGUUCCGGAGGGAGCCUUUGUAAAAGUGGCUCGCAGCCUCAGCAAACUGCUCUCCUUCCUCCACACAUACGUAGUGGAGGCGAAUGGAAAGGCCACAGCCACUCACUUUGUCAAGGAAGAGGGAGAAGAAGAAUGGAAGGCAGUGGAGGAAGAAGAGUUUUACAAUCGCUUCAACGCCCUCUCCUUCACAAAGUACGACUACGUUGAGAAGGAGUUCAACAUUGCCAAGAAGGUCAAGGAAUCUGAAUUCUACGUCAACAAGUCCUCCAAGUUCCCCUUUGCAGUCUACGCGGCAAACAGCACUUGCCGUGUCAAGAAGGUGGUUGACAAAAAGGCAACCAUUUGGGAGUCUAAGGACGGUGAGCUAUGCACAAAGGCUAGCUUUUACCCAAGCAGUGGAAAGCCAAGGCUUUUGUGGCUGGUAAUUCGUGACUCUGACCUGGACGAGGCCGUCUUGUACUUUUCCAAGGUUAAGAAUGUCUGGGCUUCCGUCGAUAAGACCACGUAUUUGCAGGACCUCAAAGAGGCUGGAUUCGAUUCUUCUGGGUUUGACGACAAAGUCGUUCUUGACAUUUCAAAGCCAGACAAGGAUCUCUUUUACACCACCAAGGACAAUGUGGACAUUGUGACCAUGAACAGGUACUGUGUACGUCCUGGCUUUAGAAUUAACAAGGUUGUCUCUGGCAACGAGCUCAUCUGGGAGGCCUCCGGAGACGAGUUUUGCAUCUACUUUAGGUUUGGUGCGAUCGAGAAUGGAGUGUCAAUUGGUGCCCUGUUUAUCACCAGCUCAAAGAACGAGAAUAAGAUUUUAUACUAUAAAAAGAACCUAGAUUCCGAGUGGGUUAUUGUUGGAAAGAAUGAAUACUACGCUUGUCUGGUUAACAGGAAUGAUAAGAUGUACACCCACAAGGGUGACGGUAAAAUUGUGAUGAGCAGCUUUAGGAACAAGCAAGGCAUAAAGAUUGUAACAUAUGCCUCAAAGGUAGAGAAUUCAAGGGGAAAUAUUAUUUUGGUACACGGGCUCCGUGGACACUUUACCGCGGACUAUUGCACAUUUAAUAUGGACUGGAUUUAUGAACAUUAUGGUUUCGAUAUCUUCCCUCACCUUAGCAUUUUUGACGAACCUGUCGACGCUAAAAAGGCGUCAAAUGCGGAACGCUACAAAUCCUAUUUCGAGUACAAGACCCUAGAGGGAAUGAAUUUGUUCAAUGUGCUCUGCAGAUCACAGUAUGAGGGUACCUUUGUAGAAGCUUUGAAUAACCUCGGAUUUUCCGUUUAUGGUUUGGACCUACAGUCACAUGGAUUUUCAGAGAGCGCCUUUGGAUACAGAUGUCAUGUUGAAGAUUUCAAGGAUUAUGUGCAUGACGUUUUACAGUUUGUUAGUAUCGUCAAGAGGGGCAAGUUUAGUGACUCCUCUGAAAAAUGGGAUGAGGAUUUAAUUUAUGGAGAAGCCAAGGUUGAUGCAAGAACAUUUUUGCUUGGUUUUUCAUCCGGUGGAAAUAUUGUUAUGCAGGCUGUGCAAGAAUUUUACAAAAAGGUUGGUGAUACAAAGGCCAAGUUUGUAGAUGGUCUUCUUGGUCUUUCACCAAUGCUUAGCCUUGAUAUCCACUUGGAUACAUUCUUUAAAAAGGUAGGAAGACGCCUCCUUUGGCUCAUUGCAUAUUUUUCACCAAAAAGCGUUUCCCCUGGCCAGAGCAUAUUUGACUGCGGAAUUGCCUUUGAAACUUUUGCAGACUACAAGACUGAUAUGCUCUAUUAUAAUAAAAAACAUAUUUUCAAGACAUUGGCUUCUGUUUUUGAUGCCUGCGAUAAUGUUAUUAGGGAUGAGAACAUGAAAUACUACCCUAAAUAUCUGCCAACUUUCCUUGCGCACACAAAGGAUGACGACCAGUGUGGAGUCAAGGGUCCUAGGGACAUGAUUGAUAAGCGUUUCAAGGGCAAGAGGACCGCUACCUUUGUGGAAUUUACUGGUUCUGGACAUCAUCUUGCUGAGACGCAUUAUAUCCCAGUUGUAAUUCCGUAUUUGAGUAAAUGGUUUAAUGAUAAUAUAAAGCUGGAGAUUGCAAAUGAGGCGAGUAGGGAGGUGGAAUUGGAGGUUUCUAAGAAUUCGUUUGUUAUAGAGGGUAGUUUGGAGUUAUAG